Molecule: messenger RNA, 1642 nt
Organism: Klebsormidium nitens
Lineage: Eukaryota; Viridiplantae; Streptophyta; Klebsormidiophyceae; Klebsormidiales; Klebsormidiaceae
Source: the annotation of a GenBank genome assembly
CAAGAAUUCAUUGAAAUUUCGUUCAGCUGGCACAUGAUUACCUAUGAUGCAUGUCCACUGUCGUGAAAGUCCAUGUGGCAAUUGCUGCACCCAGUGCAGGAAGCAUUGAUCAGCAUUCGUUCUGGAGCGUGGGCAAGGGUUUAGCUCUACAGGAAGCAGUGGCGUUGUAUGCACUGAUCAUUGUAGCUCUUCUGGGAGAUCACAUGUGCUACUCGUCUUUCCAUGGCGGGUUAAGAGCUUGCAAUAAAGGGAGUUACCUAAAAGGCAGAGCCAAUUGAGUAGGCAUUUGCCUUGUUCAGAGCAUUAGGAGUGGUUCAAAGGGGACUCGGCAGCUCUGAGAAGCUUUUUGGAAGGGAGCAACCUACAUCUGGUGACUGAAAUCAUGGCGCCCCUCGAUUGGAUCGCUCGGCUGGAGAAUGUUGCAUUUGCAGCUCUGACAGGUGUGUCACUGCUACCGCUUGUGAUGACAGUCAACUCAAAUUACAAUGUUGUCAUCACCGCAUGCCUGACGGUCCUCAUCGGGUGCCUACGCUCGGUCAAGCCCAUGCCUCCCACGGAAACCAUGUCGAGGGAUGCCGCGCUUCGAUUCCCCCUGAUCGGCAGCGCAGUCCUCUUUUCCCUCUUCCUGCUCUUCAAGUUCCUACCAAAGGAUCUGGUCAACACCGUCUUGACACUGUAUUUUGUCUGCCUGGGCGUUUUGGCCCUUAGUGCCACCAUCGUCUCAUUCCUUUUCUUCCUUCCGAAGUCGUGGCAUGAGAAGCGAGUCCCGGCUCUGACGCUCCCGUUCAUCGGAGCCGUCGAUCUCGAGCUCGACUACGCCCAGGUCUUUGCGGCCAUCCCGAGCACCGCCUUCUGUGCAUGGUACUUCAUGGAGAAGCACUGGCUGGCGAACAACGCGCUCGGGCUGGCGUUCUCUAUACAGGGAAUUGAGAUGCUUUCUCUAGGGUCGUUCAAGAUCGGCGCCAUCCUACUCUGUGGCCUUUUCGUGUACGACAUCUUUUGGGUCUUCUGCACCCCCGUCAUGGUCAGCGUGGCCAAGUCGUUUGACGCCCCAAUCAAGUUGCUGUUCCCAACGGGCAUCGAGGGGCGCCCCUUCUCCAUGCUGGGACUGGGGGAUAUCGUGAUUCCAGGCAUCUUUGUCGCCUUGGCUCUCCGGUUCGAUGUGUCGCGGAAAACCGGCCCUCGAUACUUCUGGUCAUCUUUUGCGGGAUACACGUUUGGUUUAGGGCUGACGAUUGUGGUCAUGAACGUUUUCCAAGCUGCUCAGCCAGCUUUGCUCUACAUCGUACCAGCUGUGAUCAGUUUCCUAGGAACGCACUGCGCUUGGAACGGGGAGUUCAAGCAUUUGUUAGCGUUUGACGAAUCAGCUGUGACGGAGAAGGUAGACGCUAUCAAAGCAGAGGGGGAGACAGAGUCAAACGAACAUAGAGAACUUAAGAAGGUAAAAUGACAUUCGAAGACAGCCUAAGUAGUCUGAAGAGAUUUCGAUGUUUUUCGACUGACCAAAGAUGAACUCGUGGGAAUUUGUAUAGCAAACUCACGCACCAAUCAUAAGGAGGUCAUGCCACUCGAUACUUUUAGAUUUAUGUUUGAGAGACCUGCAAAAUAUCCAAUGACGGUUCCUGCACCGUCAUGCCAGCCU